AAAAAGUUGAUUUUAUACUCUAUGAACUGGAUUGUGCAUAUCUCAAAAAAUGGCGAAUGAUAAAUUUCUGUUCAUUGCUUGAAAGCACAAUUCCUAGGAACAUUUAAAUCGUGUGGAAUAUUAGAUUUUGUAAUUACGUCAAUCUCAACAAUGGCUGACGCAGAAGUUGAGCGAAGAAAUUUAUCUCGAUUCUUCUGCCACAGAUGUAACGUUGAAUUCAAUCAAGUUUUACAGAAUUUUUCUUGCCCAUUUUGUAAUGGGGGUUUUGUGGAGCAAUUGGAGGGUAGUACAGAGGCACCAGAUCAGUCUGGUGAUGACUUCACAGAUGCUGACAUAAGUAAUAUUGGUGAUAUGAGUGCUAUGGAGGAUAUUGAAGUGGGCUCGGAACAAAGUCGACCACGUAUAACACCGAUUUUAAACGACAUGGCGUCAUUUAUGGCAGCGGCAGGACUACGGACACCAGUACCAGGGCCAGGUUUUGUGCAAGAGUUAAUAAUGCUGCUAGAAAACGGUCGACCUAGGACUGGUGUUGCGGCUGCUGGAGCACCUGUAGUUUUUGUCGGAGCCCCAGGAGACUAUGUGUUAGGUGGAGAAGGCUUAGAUGCAGUAAUAACUCAAAUGCUGGGUCAAUGGGACAACUCUGGCCCUCCACCGCUACCAGGCGAACAGCUAGCAGCGCUGCCCACUGAGACCAUCACCGCAGAGCAGGCCGCGGAGAACACAACCUGCUCUAUCUGCUGGGAGAACUUCCUAGAAGGCGAGUCUGUGUCGCGGCUGGAGUGCCAGCACAUGUACCACUCGACGUGCAUCCGGCCGUGGCUGCAGUUGCACGCCACCUGCCCCAUCUGCCGGCGCUCGUUGAUCACGCAGACGGCGGGCGACCCCGCGCCGCAGCCCGCAGCGAGACGACUCUACGCACCCACGUCCCUGCCGCGCGUGAUCCUACGGAGGCUAACCAGGCGACCGCAAUCGACUGGCCCGCAGACACAGACGUGGGACUCGCUGGCAGACUCCAGCAGCACCUCGGGGUCUACGUCCACCACGUCCUCGGUGACGACAGGUGGGGUGUGGGCCCCGCAGCACUCCACCUCCAACUCCACCGGCAGCAACUCCACAACCUCGCUCAACUCCAGCAACGAGCGGGGCGAGCGCCAAUACAAUAUGGACAUUGACUAUGACUAGAUCAUUCCGGACCAAUCCGGAACAUUCUGGAACAUUACGGAGUGUACAGUGAAUUGUGUACAAACAGUUGCUCUUGAAGUGAUUUAUUUUAUUUGUCAAUAGAAUAUUUCAGUUUGUGAUUUUGGUGAUUUGUUUAAAUUAUUAAUGAACAGAUAUUGUGCUUCGAUUAUCCAGUGCUGAUAUGCAGGUAAUUUUUUUUUCUUCUGAUAUGUAAAUAGAAAUAAAUUCACCUUACAUAGACUACAGUACUCAUGUGCUUGUUACAAAUGUUAGUAAAUACAUUAAAUAUGGUCAUAUGACUUUGAUAUAUUUUUGUAUACAUGUUGCUGAGUUGUUGCCAAUGUUAAAUAGAAUUUGCCACAAUAUGGAAUGGCUACUCUUAAAAGCAAUUUUUAUGCCUAAUAAAGGUUAAUAUGACUGUUUUUGUUAGGUGUAUUAUGUAGCUAAAUUAACAUAAUUGUAUACAUACAGAGUAAGAAUUGUACAUUGUUGAAUAUAGCAAAAUGUUACUUUAAUAAACUAAACUUUUCAAUAGAUUUUUGUCUCUACAGUUUGCAGAACAUGAACAAUUUGUAUUAUGGCAUAUUCUGUGAUGGGUGCAAAUACAUAGUGCAUUAAAAAAUGUUUUCUUUUAUUAAGACAUUUAUUAAUUUUUUGUCAUUAUUAUUUAUAAUGGAUUGUUUUUUCCUUAUUUUUGUAUUCAGUGUCUGUACUAUUUUUUCUAUUUCUCGGAAUUGCACUUAUUUUUAGCAUAUCUGUGAUCAGCAGAUUAUUUUCUAAGUCAAAUAAUUAUUGUGCCGCACUUGUUAUAGCUCAAGACAAAAAAUUUCUUGAGUAUAGAUUAAGAUGAAAAAAAUAUUAAAUUUUGAAAGAUU
This is a messenger RNA of Papilio polytes (common Mormon), 2057 nucleotides long. It is a transcript of the gene Iru, whose product is annotated as E3 ubiquitin-protein ligase RNF126. Gene Ontology annotation, molecular function: ubiquitin protein ligase activity. The transcript has 7 exons. Lineage: Eukaryota; Metazoa; Arthropoda; Insecta; Lepidoptera; Papilionidae. Bases 151 to 1182 code for a protein of 343 amino acids. The record is from RefSeq and is a predicted model, not a curated record.